CCCACUUCCGCGCCGAUUUCUGUGUGGAGGCGCAGGCCCGGGACCCGCCGUUGCCCGUGCCCGCGCAGCGCCGCAGCAGCUCGUCCCCAUGGCUAACCUGGAGUUGUUCGGUGCGCAGCAGCCGCAGGCCGCCGCCGGUAACGGGGCGACGGACGGCGCCGAGGAGGACCCUGCCGCUGCCUUCCUGGCGCAGCAGGAGAACGAGAUCGCGGGCAUCGAGAACGACGAGGGAUACGGCAUCCUGGAGAGCGGCGACGUGCCGGAGGCGCUGCAGGCGGCGGAGGGCUUCGACUCCGGUGCUGUUGAUGGAGUGAUGAAUGGAGUUGUCUAUCAGGAAAGCAAUGGUCCAACAGACUGCUAUGCUGCCAUAUCACAAGUAGAUCGACUGCAGUCAGAACCAGAGAGCAUUCGUAAGUGGAGAGAGGAGCAAAAGGAGCGCCUUGAGCAGCUUGAUGCUAACUCAAGAAAACAGGAAGCAGAAUGGAAGGAGAAAGCAAUAAAGGAGUUGGAGGAGUGGUAUGCCAGACAAGAUGAAAAGCUCCAGAAAACAAAAGCUAGCAACAGGGUGGCAGAUGAAGCUUUCUACAAACAACCCUUCGCUGACGUGAUUGGUUAUGUCACAAACAUAAAUCAUCCUUGCUACAGCCUAGAACAGGCAGCUGAAGAAGCCUUUGUGAGUGAUGCAGAAGACGUUUUUCCAGGCACUGAGUGGGAACGCGUGGCUCAGCUCUGUGACUUUAAUCCCAAGUCUAGUAAGCAGGCUAAAGAUGUGUCCCGCAUGCGUUCAGUCCUCAUCUCACUCAAGCAGGCUCCGCUGGUUCGCUGAAGAAAGGCACAAUGGAAACACUACAAAUGCAAUAUCUUAACCUUACUCAGAGAAGCUAUGUUUGCUGUAAUUGGAUUAAUUGUUUCUAUGUUUUUGUUGGACCAAACAUGAUGUAUCUAGAGCUGAUCACUGUUUCAUUGCAUGUUCUUCCUCAUGUCUUUGUUUUAAAUGAGAGAACCUCCUGAACUGUAGUCUGUGCUAUUUGCACUGAGAAGUCACUUCCAGCGUUACUGAUAUUAAAGAUGUGUUAAACUGCAAAA
Tympanuchus pallidicinctus (lesser prairie-chicken) is the source of this 1086-nucleotide messenger RNA. It is a transcript of the gene CLTA, whose product is annotated as clathrin light chain A. The record is from RefSeq and is a predicted model, not a curated record. Gene Ontology annotation, cellular component: synaptic vesicle membrane; clathrin coat of trans-Golgi network vesicle; clathrin coat of coated pit. The transcript has 7 exons. NCBI's taxonomy places the organism in Eukaryota, Metazoa, Chordata, Aves, Galliformes, Phasianidae. Gene Ontology annotation, molecular function: structural molecule activity; clathrin heavy chain binding. The coding region runs from base 89 to 826 and encodes 245 amino acids. Gene Ontology annotation, biological process: intracellular protein transport; clathrin-dependent endocytosis; clathrin coat assembly.